CCUCCUGGACCCAGUGCUGUGACCCUUUUUGUGACACCCUUCAGGAUUCAAUCUCUUGCAUGAGGUGGAAGUUAAUAAACACAUUCUGGACGACGCUGGGACCCAAAGUCCUCACGACGAGUUCCUGCGUUCGUCCCCGGGUCACCACUGAGAAGGGUUAUAACUCAUGUUCAGAAGCCGGGCAUUUAGCGACUCCCAGACAUCCCAGAGUGGGUUUCUGUGGCUCUCACGGGUGCGUGGAAACCGGGCGCCCGGGAUGCGCGCUCAGUUCCUCCGGGGAUGUUCUUCCCGGCUCGGCGUCACUGUCACCCCUAGCAACCCUCCGACGACGGGGACCCUCCCCUUUAAGGGAAGCCUGAUUCCCGGCCGUCUUCGUUUUGCGCGCCCGCCCGCGGCGCCGGCGAAGCGAACAUGGCCCAGGCUGCACGGGCGCUGUGGCCGGUCGGGCACGCUCUGGCCUGGAGGCUGGGCGGUCGCCUUCCGUCGGGACUCCCAGCUCGGAGUCGGGCCGGCUUCGCGGGAGCGGCGGGAGGCCCGGGCCCCGCGGCCACAGCCCGAAAGGGCAGCCCGCGGCUUCUGGGGGCGGCGGCGCUGGCCCUGGGGGGCGUCCUGGGGCUGUACCACACGGCGCGGUGGCACCUGCGCGCCCAGGACCUCCGCGCCCAGCGCUCUGCCGCGCAGCAAGGUCCGUGCCUUCCUCGACUUCCACGCCCUGCCCUACCAGGUGGUAGAAGUGAACCCUGUGCGCAGGGCCGAGAUCAAGUUCUCUUCCUACAGGAAGGUGCCCAUCCUGCUGGCCCAGGAAGGAGAGAGUUUGCAACAACUGAAUGAUUCCUCUGUCAUCAUCAGCGCUCUCAAGACCUACCUGGUGUCGGGGCAGCCCCUGGAAGACAUCGUCACCUACUAUCCACCCAUGAAGGCUGUGAACGACCAAGGGAAGGAGGUGACGGAAUUCUGUAACAAGUAUUGGCUCAUGCUGGAUGAGAAGGAGGCCCAGCGCAUGUAUGGUGGGAAGGAGGCCAGGACGGAGGAGAUGAAGUGGCGGCAGUGGGUGGAUGACUGGCUGGUGCACCUGAUCUCCCCCAACGUGUACCGCACUCCUGCCGAGGCCCUGGCCUCUUUCGACUACAUCGUCAGGGAGGGCAAGUUCGGGGCAGUGGAGGGUGCCGUGGCCAAGUACUUGGGUGCGGCGGCCAUGUACCUCAUCAGCAAGCGGCUCAAGAGCAGGCACCAUCUUCAAGAUGACGUUCGUGAGGACCUCUAUGAGGCUGCCAACAAGUGGGUGGCAGCCGUGGGCAAAGACCGGCCCUUCAUGGGAGGCCAGAAGCCGAACCUGGCUGAUCUGGCAGUGUACGGCGUGCUGCGCGUGAUGGAGGGCCUGGAGGCUUUCGACGACCUGAUGUGUCACACCCGCAUCAAGCCCUGGUACCUGCGGAUGGAGAAAGCCAUUGCUGAGGCACCCCAGUGACCUGAGUGUCCCGGAGUGGUGGGACACAGCAGAAGACGCCGGCUGCCGGGGACCAGGACCACUGGGUCAGCGACUGAUGCUGUGCGGUGGGUGGGGGAUGGGAUCUUUGUGCCUCUCGCCCUCCCCCCGCCCCUCCAGCUCCCUGGCUUCUAGCACUGAGCACCUGCUGCAGCCCUGGGACGCUGGGGGACAAAAGCCAGCCUUGAUAUCUGCCCACAGUCCCCUGAGGGGCACAGAAGGCUGCCCCUCAGGCCCAGGUGGCCGACCCGCCCUGACCCCCUGUCCUGGGCCUCCCUGCACUUCAGCUGUUCUCUGGGACUUUCUGUGGCCUGCUGUGUCCGCACCUUGGGUUGGGAAUCGGCUCAGGCUCCUGCCCUGGACAGGGGAAGGAGGAAUAGUCUGGUUUACAAAGGAUUUCAUCUCUGGCUCCUCCUGGUCCCGGCUCUUCCCAGGUGCCCCUGGGACUGUGUGUCACGUUCGCAAUAAAGAAAAGGUUUGCUGCUC
Enhydra lutris kenyoni (northern sea otter) is the source of this 1972-nucleotide messenger RNA. Its product is annotated as prostaglandin E synthase 2. The coding region runs from base 167 to 1468 and encodes 433 amino acids. Gene Ontology annotation, cellular component: mitochondrion. Gene Ontology annotation, molecular function: prostaglandin-E synthase activity. The transcript has 7 exons. NCBI's taxonomy places the organism in Eukaryota, Metazoa, Chordata, Mammalia, Carnivora, Mustelidae. The record is from RefSeq and is a predicted model, not a curated record.